Molecule: messenger RNA, 1965 nt
Organism: Cicer arietinum (chickpea)
Lineage: Eukaryota; Viridiplantae; Streptophyta; Magnoliopsida; Fabales; Fabaceae
Product: protein neprosin
Source: RefSeq, a predicted model, not a curated record
UAUUUAUAAGUUAUGAUUUGGUGUAGCCCUUUACACACUCCUAGAAAUUUUUAAAUAUGGCACGAUUUCAUCACUAAUCUUAGCAUUUAUAAGGGCUCCAACCCACAUGGGCAAAACUUCAUCACAACCCAAACUCUUCCAUUUAUUCUAAUCAGCCAGCCAACGCCUGAGACCUCAAGUUGUCAGUAACAAGCCCCAAGUUUUAGAAGUUUGAGAGAGAGAAAGAGAGAGAGAGAAUAGAAGCAAUUACAUUUAUAUACUAUGCUUCCAAUGCAUUGAAAAUGCUGAAGAAUUAAUUUACUCAUUUAUGUGUUGGAGAUGUGUUUCCCUUGGCACAAUCAAAAUCUAGGAACACACAAUUUUGUUUUGUUCAAUGGAAGAAGACAAGAUCAAUGUGAACAACUUCAAAUGGAUUCUUCAAUAGAAACAAAGAAGACAAAUUUCUUAAACAUGGAUUUCAGCUUGUGUUUCAACUCUCCAAUCAUUUACAACCUUGUACAUUUUCUUCUUGUUUUUUCUUUGGUUUGUCCUGUUUUUUCCUCUUCAGAAAUUGGUAACGACCCAGUUGCUAAUAACACUUUUAAACCAAAGGAAGAGUUACAAAAAUUGAUUAUCAUAAGAAAUCAUCUUCAAAAGAUCAAUAAACCUUCUAUUAAGACAAUUCAGAGUCCUGAUGGCGAUAUCAUAGAUUGUGUUAUUUCUCAUCAUCAACCAGCUUUUGAUCAUCCUUUAUUUAAAGGACAUAAACCAUUGGAUCCUCCAGAAAGGCCUGAAAAUCAUAAUAAAAUGGAUGUAUUGAGUGAUAAUUUUCAAUUAUGGAGUUUAUCAGGCGAAUCGUGUCCAGAAGGAACAAUUCCAAUUCGAAGAACAAAAGAAGAAGACAUGUUAAGAGCUAGUUCUAUAAAUAGAUUUGGAAGAAAAUUAAGAAGACAUGUUAGAAGAGACACAAACAGCAACGGACAUGAGCAUGCAGUUGGAUAUGUGACUGGAAAUCAAUAUUAUGGAGCAAAGGCUAGCAUAAACGUGUGGGCCCCACGUGUGGCAAAUCAAUAUGAAUUCAGCUUAUCCCAAAUGUGGGUCAUUUCUGGUUCAUUUGGAGAUGAUCUCAAUACCAUUGAAGCUGGUUGGCAGGUCAGCCCUGAGCUCUAUGGGGACAGUUACCCUAGAUUCUUUACUUAUUGGACGAGUGAUGCAUAUCAAGCUACUGGAUGUUAUAAUUUACUUUGUUCAGGUUUUGUUCAAACUAAUAAUAAAAUUGCAAUUGGAGCUGCAAUAUCUCCAACUUCUUCUUAUUCUGGGGGACAAUUUGAUAUUAGCUUGCUCAUUUGGAAGGAUCCAAAACAUGGAAAUUGGUGGCUUGAAUUUGGGUCUGGAAUUUUAGUUGGAUAUUGGCCAUCAUUUUUGUUCACACAUUUAAGGGAUCAUGCAAGUAUGGUACAAUUUGGUGGAGAAAUUGUGAAUUCAAGACAAGGGUCUCAUACUUCAACUCAAAUGGGUAGUGGCCAUUUUGCUGGAGAAGGUUUUGGAAAAGCAUCAUAUUUUAGGAAUUUGCAAGUUGUGGAUUGGGAUAAUAAUUUGAUACCCUUGUCAAAUCUUAGGGUUCUAGCUGAUCAUCCAAAUUGUUAUGAUAUACAAGGAGGAAUAAAUAAUGUUUGGGGGAAUUACUUUUACUAUGGUGGACCUGGAAGAAAUGUGAGAUGUCCCUAAAGGAAUAAAUAGCAUAUAGAAGUGAAUCUUCUUUUUCUUUUGGGUAUUUUUGGGUUUGGGUUAUAUUGGUUCUCCUUUUCAAGGGCAUUCAAGGUGCUUGGAGUAAUUUAUUCUUAUAUUUAAAUUAAAUUUGGUCAGGAAUUUUUUUAAAAAAAUGUUGACUAACAUGUCAUCCAUUGAUUAUACCAUUACUGCAUGAACUCUUAUGUAAAAAUCUUAAAAGAGAAAUAGUAAAUAUACUUUGUACCGUUAUUGGCA